UCGCUGCGCUGCUCCUGGGCCAAGACGAUAUCAUAAAAACUCCCAUUUUUGGUAGCUUUAUAUCCUUCCAACUACCCUAUAUAUAUAUAAGAAUUUUAUCCCCAUCCCACUAUUUUUCGGGUUUAUCGUGUUAGUCCCUCAAACUUUCUUGAGUGGUUUGGGUAGAGUCUUUUUCUCUGGGUUUCCACCUUUGAGGGCAGGGUAUAUCGUUGGAUCGGCUGUCAAAAGGCUCCCACUCAUCUUAACUUUUCUUGGCCCUAGGUCAGGCCCCAAAUUCCCAUCACCAUCUCUUGGGACAUCAGUUCAUGCCACAUUCAGCCUCACCCUUAUAAGCUCGAAAUCAAUGUUUGCCAGGCGCUCUGCAAGGCGUCUUCCUUGCACCUGGAAACGCACGUUUUCCACUUCGCUGUCGUUGAGGAAACCUGUUCGUGAAAAAGGGCCUGGUGCCGAACGGGCAUGGUCUAACCCUACCCGCCAUCACGAGCAAUGGAAUGGACGCUCAGUCAUUGCCCUGACGGCCACAGCCGGCAUAUUAGGCUUUGGUCUUGCCACCGCGUCACUUCAAGGUCCUCCUAAGCGUACCGUCACAUUAUUUGAUAGCAAAUCUCCAACUCCCCAGUACGCGACAUUAGAUGAGAUGGAACUUGCUCUGAAGGAAAUUCGCCGUGAGAUUGCCGAUAGAAAUGAAGAAGAGGACAUCAUUAGCACAGAUCCGGAGGAUCUUCUUGCUCAUGGCUAUUCCGAAUGGUCCUCGAUAAAUCCUGAUGGGCUCCCAGUUGCUGUUGUGUAUCCCCGCUCGACAGAUCAGGUGUCGGUAAUUGCACGCGUCUGCCACAAAUACCGCAUACCAAUUAUCCCUUACUCGGGAGGUUCAAGUUUGGAAGGAAACUUCUCUGCCCCUUAUGGCGGAAUUAGCGUCGACUUUGCGUUCAUGGACCAGAUCAUUCAGUUUAACAAGGAGGAUAUGGAUAUUGUGGUCCAACCGAGUAUUGGGUGGCAGGAUCUUAACAACCAACUAAGUGAAAACGGCAGCGGUCUCUUCUUUCCUAUUGACCCAGGUCCGAGUGCCAAGAUCGGGGGUAUGAUCGGUACCAAUUGUUCUGGCACGAAUGCAGUCAAGUACGGUACGAUGAAAGACUGGGUCAUCAACUUAACCGUCGUCUUGGCGGAUGGAACGGUGAUAAAGACGCGGAGACGUCCGAGGAAAAGUUCAGCAGGUUACAACCUGAACAGUUUAUUUGUGGGCUCCGAAGGAACUUUAGGCCUAGUGACUGAAGCGACUCUCAAGCUUGCUGUCGUGCCGGAAGAAUUCUCCGUUGCCGUGGUUACUUUCCCUACGAUCCGCGAUGCCGCCUCAGCCGCCGCGGAGGUGAUGCAAACCGGAGUUCCCAUCGCAGCUAUGGAGAUCAUGGAUGAGGUUCAGAUGAAAGUCGUCAACAUAGGCGGGGCAACUGCACCACGUGUAUGGAAGGAAAUGCCAACACUUUUCUUCAAGUUUGCGGGGACUCAGACGAGCGUUAAGGAGAAUAUCACUCGCGUCCAAGCAAUCGCCAAGAAAAAUAAGGGCAGCAACUUUGAGUUCGCUAAGGAUCUCCGAGAGCAGAAACUCCUAUGGUCGGCAAGAAAAGAGUCUCUAUGGUCCAUGCUAGCCCUGAGGAAGGGAAACGAAGAAGUUUGGUCAACUGAUGUUGCCGUGCCGUUCAGUAGACUCGCGGAUAUCAUAGAAAUCAGCAAAAAAGAGAUGGACGACUUGGGGCUAUUCGCUAGCAUCCUAGGCCACGUCGGCGACGGGAACUUCCACGAGAGCAUCAUGUAUAAUCGACAAGACAAGGAUGAGCUCGCAAAGGUCGAGACCUGUGUCAAAAAUAUGGUUAAGCGAGCCCUGGAUAUGGAGGGGACAUGUACGGGGGAGCACUCCAUCGGCUGGGGCAAAAAGGACUCACUACUCCUAGAAGUUGGUCCAGACACACUGGGCGUCAUGAAGCAGAUCAAAUCCGCCCUUGAUCCACUAUGGAUCAUGAAUCCCGGAAAAAUCAUGGACAUUCCUUGACAUUCUUUCUGACACUUUCAGUCUAUCUUCUCGGAAAUCUUCUGCUUUAAAUUUGGAUUUAGACCGAGUUUGCAUCUUCUCUGGAGAAGAUUGGCUUCUGUUUUUGGUAGACAUGGGAGGCACGGCAAUCUCCAAAGCGUCUUAAGAUAUUCCAUUAUUUCCCCCCACCCACAAGGCAAAGAACUAGAUGAAGAGAAAAGAACAGAAAAACACGAAACUAUCGCACAUUCGGCGUCUUGGGGAAAAGGAUUAAAUAAAUUCAGAAGGUUCAUUCGUCAGCAGCAUGCACUUUUUUUUGUUGGCAUAUAAAUGAUACUUACACGGCAUGGAAGUCUCCAGGACUGGACAGAUUGGGGAUCUGAAAAUGGCUGGCUCCUGUCAGAACAAUAUCAUGUGAUUUAUUAGAUGAUCAUGUAGACAUUAUGUCCACGUGAUGCCCGGUUGGGUAGUGUGUACCUAGAGGAAUUUAUUGUUUGUUCACACAA
Molecule: messenger RNA, 2535 nt
Organism: Hypoxylon fragiforme
Lineage: Eukaryota; Fungi; Ascomycota; Sordariomycetes; Xylariales; Hypoxylaceae
Product: FAD-linked oxidase-like protein
Exons: 6
Coding region: 344-2050 (568 amino acids)
Biological process (GO): lactate catabolic process
Cellular component (GO): mitochondrion
Molecular function (GO): D-lactate dehydrogenase (cytochrome) activity; FAD binding; D-lactate dehydrogenase (NAD+) activity
Source: RefSeq, a predicted model, not a curated record